AUGUUCCGGAAGAAGGGGUCGGAGGCAGGCGCUCAGGACACCAGCCUGCUCAUCGCCCUGGACAAGAGCCACUCCCGCCUGUCCAGCGGCUCCUCCGGCACCGUCUACAACGGGGUGCCCUACGCCGGCUUCGAUGAAGAGGAAGAGGACGAUCCCAUCGACGUGCACAGUGACGAAGGCUACAGCCCCAACCUCAGGGGCAACUACUUCCGAGAUGGGCAAACCAAGAUCGACUUCGUGCUGGUCUGGGAGGAGAAGAGGCGCCCCCCGAAGAAGAGGAGGGGGAAGCUGGCUUCCCACGAGGGCAGCAGGGAGGCAGCCCCUGAGGCCAGAGACGACCGGCCACGCGGGCACCAUGAGCACUGGAAGAGGAAGUUCCUCAACAACCUGAGAAAUGCCGGGCUGCUGAUGGAGAAGGAGGAGACGCUGAGCGAGCGGAAGACCAUCCACUACCUGAAGCUGAGCGCCCCGUGGGACGUGCUGGUGUACUACGCCGAGGAGCUGUGCAUGCGAGCACCCCUGCAGGCCCAGCCCAACCCGGACCGGAACAGCUCCGCCGAGGUCCUGCGGAGGCUCUGCAUCCCCAACGCCCUGCAGCAGCACGUCCCCAACAAGCCCGCCGACUAUUACACCUGCGCCUUCCGCAGGUCCAAGCUGGACAAGUUCCUGGGCAGCGACUCCCGGGACUCCUACUUCAGCAACACCCAGAGACAUCGCAUCGUCUAUGAGAUCCUGGCUCGCACCGUCUACGGGAAGCGGAAACGCGCCGAGAUCGGGAUCAACCGGCUGCUGAACGAGCGGGUGUACACCGCUGCCUUCCCGCUGCACGAGGGCCCCUUCGAGACGCCUGAGUCUGAGGUCCCCGAUGAAGCCCUGAACCCUCGCCAAGUCCUCUACCGCUUCUGGGCCCAGUGGGGCUGCUGGUACCGGUACCAGCCACUGGAUCACAUCCGCCAGUACUUCGGGGAGAAGAUUGCCAUCUACUUCGCGUGGCUGGGCUUCUACACAGCCUGGCUCCUCCCUGCUGCGGCCGUGGGCACCGUGGUCUUCCUCGCAGGCCUGGUUGCCAUGGGAACCAACACGCCAGCGCAGGAGAUCUGUGAGAGCGGAGGCCAGUUCCUCAUGUGUCCGCUCUGCGACACCUGUGAGACCUGGAACAUCUCGGAGAUCUGCCCCAUGGCUAAGGUCGGGUACCUGUUUGAUCACCCCGGGACCGUUUUCUUCAGCGUCUUCAUGUCCUUCUGGGCCGUGACCUUCCUGGAGUACUGGAAGAGGAAAAGCGCCACGCUGGCUCACCACUGGGACUGUAUGGACUUCCAAGAGGAGGAGGAGCGGCCCAGGCCCGAGUUCGCUGCCAUGGCCCCGCGGAUGGAGCAGAACCCCAUCACGGGGCUGAAGGAGCCGUACUUCCCCAAGCGGGACCGCCUCUCUCGCAUCCUGACGGGCUCCAUGGCCAUUGUCAUCAUGCUGUGCGUGGUGAUGAUCUUCCUGGUCUCCGUGAUCAUGUACCGGGGCAUCGUCAGCGUGGUGAUGUAUCACACGGGCAACGCCAUUCUCAUGACCCAGGCUGGGAACAUAGCGAACGUCAGCAGCAGCCUGGUGAACCUGGCACUGAUCCUCCUUAUGAGCCAGGUCUACACCUCCCUGGCGGAGAAGCUCACCAGGUGGGAGAUGCACCGGACCCAGACCCUGCACGAGGACGCCUUCACCUUCAAAGUCUUCAUCUUCCAGUUUGUCAACUUCUACUCCUCCCCCUUCUACGUGGCCUUCUUCAAAGGCAGGUUUGUGGGGUACCCCGGGCAGUACGGUACGCUGCUCGGCCUGAGGAACGAGGAGUGCGGCCCCGGGGGGUGCCUGAUCGAACUGGCGCAGCAGCUGUUCAUCAUCAUGGUGGGGAAACAGAUCAUCAGCAACGUCCAGGAGUUCGUCAUCCCCAAGCUGAAGGCCUGGCGGCAGAAGCGCAAACUGGCCAGGGUGCGGGGCACGCAGAUCAGCCAGGAGCCCCCGCGCUGGGAGGAGGACUACGAGCUGAUCGAGUGCGAGGGGCUCUUUGAAGAGUACCUGGAGAUGGUGCUGCAGUUCGGGUUCAUCACGAUCUUCGUGGCUGCCUUCCCGCUGGCCCCGCUCUUCGCCCUGCUCAAUAACUGGGUGGAGAUCCGCCUGGACGCCCAGAAGUUUGUGUGCGAGUACCGGCGCCCGGUGGCCUACCGCGCCCAGGGCAUCGGGGUCUGGUUCCUCAUCCUGGACUUCCUGGCUCAGAUCUCUGUCGUCGUCAACGCCUUCCUCAUCGCCUUCACCUCCGACUUCCUGCCCCGGCUCCUCUACCAGUACGAGCACGACAGCCAGCUGCAGGGCUACGUCAACUUCACCCUGGCCUACUCCCCCCCGCACUACCUGGCCACCGGCAACCACACCCUGUGCAGGUACAAAGCCUUCCGGGAUGCCAAUGGGAACUACACCCUCUUCUACUGGAAGCUGCUGGCCGUCCGCCUGGGCUUUAUCAUCGGUUUUGAGCACGUCGUCUUUUUCUUCCUGCGCCUCAUCGACUGGCUGGUGCCCGACGUCCCGGGGUCGCUGGAGCUGAAGAUCAAGCGAGAGCGCUACUUAGCCAAGCAGGCGCUGGCCGAUAACCAGGAGGUGCUGCUGACGGUGAGUCGCGACUCAGCUUCGCCAGCAAGCAGCCUUUCAUCCAGCAGCAUGAGCUAGUGGCGCCAGCUGGGAGCAGCCCCCGGAGGCUUGGCAGAUGGGAAGGCAGAGCUGGCUGGGGCCGGGCCCCGUCCACACUCCAUCAGGUGACUUGCCACUGGCAGGGCGGGAAGGGGCCAAACCGGAGCUGUCCAGGGGGGCCAGGAAAGCAGCAACGCCCCACAGACGACCUUCCACCUCCAGCGUGCCAGGGCGAGGCUCAUCGGACCCGGAGCCGUGUACCCGGCCUGGGUGUAGGUAAUGAGGCAGCUGGCGCGUGAGGAGUAUCCCGAGCCCGGAGGAGGAAGCUGGCGCUGGCUGUCGCUGCGCUCCUGGCUGAGUCAGCCCAGCGGGCCCCUCGCUCGCCCCCAGCCUGCGAACGCUUUGCUGCCUCCAAGACGGGCGGUGAUGGGUCCAAGGCAAUCGGCAGUGGGAGCCCCAUGCGUCCGGCUGACUCUGGCCCAUGCCGCGGGACCCUCCUAAUCGCUGUGAGUGGGGCUGGCUGUCAGCUUCAAGAUCACCCUGUUCAGAGGCGAGUGGCCCUGGGGCACAGAGCAGCAGCUGGAAGGGUGCACUGAGAAAUGCACUGCAAACGCGGCCACGCGAACGCCCCAGGGAGGAGCAGCGAGACCCCCCUGCUCUGUCCUGUUGUGCAUCCUCCCGCAUGCACACGGUUGGUCUGAGCCGCAGUGGGCCCAUCGCCCAAGGUGCUGGUGCAAUUUACAGCUCCUGUCACGGCCGCGCGGAGAUACCAGUGGGGACAGAGACCCUGUGCCGGCUUUUCCCUUCCUCUCGGAAUCAGUCUGUCAGCCCCAGCUCACGUCCCUUCUGGGCCAAGAUCGUCCAGAGCGGGCUGGGCUGGCCUCUCUGGGGGUCGUGGCUGCAAGGGGUGUGAGGCGGGCAGGAGAGGCAGGGGGCAACAAAUAGACGCCAGCAGCCAGUGCUACACCCAGGCCUCUGUGUCUGUCACGUCCUGUCCCCCUGUCAGAACCAGGCUGUCAAUUUCUCACACUUAGAAUGUUUGUGGAUUGACCCCACCCUGGCGAUAGUGAUGAGCUCAGGUCCUUCCCAAACUGGGCUACGCAGACCUUUCCCUUUGCAUAGGGCAGGGGUCCCCAACGCGGUGCCCGCGGGCACCAUGGCAUCCAUGUGCACCCACCUACAGGCUGCCGGAGAAGCAGCUGCCCAAAUGCCGCCGAGAAGCAGCAACGUCAAGAAGCGCUACCUCGAAAUUCGGCAUUUUGGCAGCGAUUCCUUUUGACGUUGCCGCUUCACGGUGGCAUUUCAGUGGCUGCUUGUCCGGCGGCCAUGGUCCUCGGCGGCUAGUCAUCCGGCGCCCGCCCCAUGGAAAAGGUUUGGGACCACUGGCAUAGGGUACUGGCUCAGUUCACAACAGGGGACACAAUUAGUCAGACCCCCAAGGAGCACAUGCCUUGUUAUAACUAACAAGCACAAAGCUCCAUAAAGGCCAAAGGUUUUCAAGCCCUGAGGUAGCCCACUGACACGUAAUCACGCAGCUGCACUACGAGAUGAAUGGGAAACGGAGCACCUCAGAAGCCCUGAAUCAGGAGCCCAAAGAACCUGAAAUAGGGUGACUUCAAUCAGAUGGUUUUUAGACCCAUCCUUUCCGUAAUGACUGGGCUGCAUAUCCGUAUUCAGUCCCUUUCUGGGGCCAGCUAAGGUUUGUCCCUGUCCAUUAUCCGUGCCCGGUGUCCACAACCAAACUGCCGAUUGUUAACAUUGAUCAUUUGCAUAGAUCAUUUCUUAACAAACCCUAUACAUCUGUACAGCCGAACUAUCUAGGUACCGCCUGGUUACCAAACUGCCAGACUCCGAGACGCCCUGAUUGCAAAAGGGGGCCUUGCAGAAACCAGAACUCAUGACCUGGGGUUACGUUCUCAGGCUGGAAGCACAUGAGCUAAAAGCCCGGCUUUAGCAUGACUAAAAUCCAGCCUUUCCCACGGAGACAGGCAAAGCCUAAAGCCCCCAAUUAUUUGUGUGUGCCAACCAUGUUUCAAUCUAAUAGCCUGACAAAGCUACCACCACUGUACCCCACAUGUCUCGACACUUAGAGCAAGUUACGUUUGUGCAUGGGACGGGGUGAUAGGUCAACGCAGGGCUGGGCUGGGGGGCUCCCUGCCCGUUAAGCCAAUUGCAGCUGGCUCCAAGCUGCAGCCACCAGUGACAUGCAGCUGUUCCAGACCAGACCUGCAGAGGGGCAGGGAGGGGAUCAUUUCAAGGCUAUAGAAAAGCUUCUACCAUGGUUGGAAUGUCCUCCAUGUGCAUGCUCAUUCCCAAGGGGAGCCAUUGAAGGAGGAUGUUCCCUGCCCCGCUCACAUGCAGUCCCACUAGGCACCAAUGGGGGGUGCUGCAGGGUCAAGUCAGAUGAUGCGAUCGGUGGCGUGCCAAGCUCUGCGGCCUCUUCCAAGUCCUUCGUUCGUAACGCUAGCGACUCCGCUGAGCCUGGCUGGCCUGGAGUGUGCGCCCCAGGCCACGUAGAGCUCCUUGUCACGCUGUAUGUGCAGGGGCGGGAAUAAAACCUGGAAUGACCUGA
Molecule: messenger RNA, 5239 nt
Organism: Malaclemys terrapin pileata
Lineage: Eukaryota; Metazoa; Chordata; Testudines; Emydidae
Product: anoctamin-7-like
Exons: 23
Coding region: 1-2706 (901 amino acids)
Biological process (GO): chloride transmembrane transport
Cellular component (GO): plasma membrane
Molecular function (GO): chloride channel activity; protein dimerization activity
Source: RefSeq, a predicted model, not a curated record